AUCAAAAAACGGAUCUCCUUCAGCAAGGAAGCUGCGGAGUCACUUCUCUUCUCAGGAGAGAUUCUUUGUAACCUGACUGUCUGUAGCUGAAGGCAGUCAAUCAACUGCCCGCAAGAUGCUGCGCUACUGGGGUGAGAUCCCGGUCUCAACCACGCAGGGCAGCCGCAGUUCCUUUGACUUGCUUCAGCGGGAAUUUCGGACUGUGGAGGUCCAGGAUCCCCCAUUGCACCAGCCUUCAGCCAACAAGCCCCGGCCCACGACCAUGCUGGACAUUCCCUCGGAGCCCUGUAGCCUCACCAUCCACACCAUCCAGCUAAUCCAGCACAACAGGCGGCUGCGGAGCCUCAUUGCCAUGGCUCAGACUCAGAACCAGCAGCAAGUGGAGGGCAUCAAGAUGGAAGAAAGCGAGCCGUUGCCCACUUGCCCUGGCUCCCCACCUCUCCCUGAUGACCUGCUUCCAUUGGACAGCAAAAUAGCCAAAAUGCCAUUUCAGUUAAGGCACAGUGAUCCAGAAAGUGACUUUUACAGAGGCAAAGGAGAGCCGGUAACAGAGCUGAAUUGGACUUCUUGCCGCCAGCUUCUCUACCAGUCCAUAGCCACCAUUUUGGCUCACGCAGGGUUUGAGUGCGCCAACGAGAGUGUCCUAGAGACUCUUACGGACAUUGCACAUGAGUACUGCCUGAAGUUCACCAAGCUUCUGCGUUUUGCUGUGGACCGAGAAGCCCGGCUCGGACAGACCCCUUUCCCAGAUGUCAUGGAACAAGUUUUCCACGAAGUGGGCAUUGGCAGCGUGCUGUCUCUGCAGAAGUUCUGGCAACAUCGGAUUAAAGAUUAUCACAGCUAUAUGCUACAGGUCAGUAAGCAACUUUCUGAAGAGUAUGAAAAGCUUGUCAACCCUGAAAAGGCAGCAGAAGACACAAAGCCUGUGAAGAUCAAGGAGGAGCCAGUCAGUGACAUCACAUUUCCCAUGAGUGAGGAACUGGAAGGGGAUCUAGCGUCGGGGGACCAGUCUUUGCCUGUGGGAGUGCUUGGCGCUCAGAGUGAGCGUUUUUCAGCCAACCUGGAAGCAGAAGCAUCUCCACAGACGUCAGGUGGCGAGGUGAAUACUUCCCCUCUCUGGAACUUGGCGCCAGUGAAAAUGGAGCAACAAGAAAGUGAGGAGGGCAACGUUCAUGGGCACCAUGGAGUCCUGGGCAGUGAUGUCUUUGAGGAACCCAUGUCAGGCAUGAGUGAAGCUGGCAUGCCACAGAGCCCAAAUGGCUCUGAAAGCAGUUAUGUUUCUAAUUCUCCCAGUAGCCUGAUGGGAUCUUCACCGGUCUUCAACCAACGCAGCAAGAAGAAGAUGAAGAAGAUGUGAGUUUUGACCUGUGGCUGACAGUGUGAACUGAUUCAACAAAGAACCUGGAGCUCAUAGGACUCUGAUCAAGAGGAUGAGAGUUGGUGGAGAUGCCAUUUUGGAUUUUUCAUGCGUUGCUUUGUCUUCACUGUACCUCACCCUCCUUGCCUGACACAGCGGGUAUCACUGGGUUGUUCGGCAAAAGGAGAAUUUUGGUUGGCUGUUGCUGAGAAAAGGGUAGCUUCUCUCUCAUAAAGCCAACGGUGGCUGUAAAAUAAUGUUUGCUUCAUUCCACUGGGAUUCCAAAAGGAAAUGUAUGACUCAGCUGAGUUUCCAGCUAGUUAGACAUUUAUUUCUCUCUGUCAUUUAAAGCAACUUGCAUAAGCUUUAGGGUAAGUUGAAGAAUGACACUAACAGUUCUAUUGUUCUGCAACAAAUGGUUGAUAGAAUCUGUAAGUUAAAUCAGUGAAAUUUGCUUUAAUACUGAAAAUUUAGAAGGGACAUGAGUCCAGUAUGAAUCUGUGUUGGAAACUAUAAUCUGCAAUAAAACUGAAAUCAAA
Molecule: messenger RNA, 1896 nt
Organism: Elgaria multicarinata webbii
Lineage: Eukaryota; Metazoa; Chordata; Lepidosauria; Squamata; Anguidae
Gene: SUPT7L
Product: SPT7 like, STAGA complex subunit gamma
Exons: 4
Coding region: 116-1357 (413 amino acids)
Cellular component (GO): SAGA complex
Molecular function (GO): transcription coactivator activity; protein heterodimerization activity
Source: RefSeq, a predicted model, not a curated record